CCUUCCGGAAUCCCCCCCCCCCCCCCUCUUGCAUCUAACUUUCUCCAUCCCGGUUUCCGCCUUCUUUCUUACACAUCCUCGAUGCUGCCAUUCUCUGUUGUAUCCGCGGAGACGGAUACUCACGUCGACCCGGAGCAACAUCCAUGACGACCUUCAAAGUCUAGCAAGCAAGGUGUAGAGAUUUCCGAAGUCGAGUGAAUGAUCUGUAUAGAAUUCUAGCUGAAGCGUUUUUCCUUUCUUCAUAGGGAGCCGGUUUUGGCUACUCUUUGCACACGCUUUGAUUUUUCUGUAAUUUAGUACAGUGUUCAGUUGGGGACCUAAAAAGUCACAAUGUGGGAGGCUGUAAUUCUCACGGUUGCAGCUGCGGCUGGGAACAAUGUUGGAAAAGUUCUUCAGAAAGAAGGCACCAAAGGCUUGCCUCAGUUAUCUCUAGAUCGGAAGUGUUAUCAAUUGGGAAUUUUUGGAUCCAGGUUAUACGAAAGUACGGAGGCAGCAGAACAUGGAUAAUUGGUGUGGCAGUGGAUGUUCUAGGUGCACUGCUGAUGCUGAAGGCUGUUUCUCAGGCACCUGUUUCUGUGGUUCAGCCAGUUUCUGGCUGUGGCCUUGCAGUGCUUGCUGUUUUCUCUCAUUUUUACCUGCAUGAAGUAAUGCAUGGACUCGAUUGGGUUGGUGUUGUCAUGGCCAGUUUGGGAACCAUAGUUAUUGGAGCAUUGGGGGAGGAGCAAAAAGAAGCAAAGAUUUCUCUGGCUAGAUCAUUGCUGUUUCUUGUCUGGUUGGCUUUGUUCUUUGGGAUUAUUGAUUGCUGCGUAAGAUCAGGGAAGAGACGGCACGAGAAGCAUGAUGAAGGAGAUGUUCAAAUGAGAGAUGUUGAUGUAAUGGAGGAGCUUGCUGCUGGCAUGGAGGCAGGAACUUGCUUUGGGUUGUCUGCAUCAGUUUGUAAAGUUGGUUUCAUGCUUGCAGAACGUGGCUUAUCUCAGUGGUUUGUACCCGCUGGUAUUGCUGUGGGCAUCUGCUGCAGUAGCAGUGGGUUCUUCUGUCAGACGAGAGGUUUGAAGAACGGAAGGGCAGUCGUGGUCUCGACGUGUGCAGCGGUUGCUUCUAUUAUGACUGGGGUUUUGGUUGGUUUGUUUGCACUUGGAGAAUCUUUACCUGCUUCAACUAGUGGUCGAUUGUUGUUGCUUUUGGCAUGGGGUCUUAUUGUGGUGGGCAUAAUUGUAAUCCUGCUCUCAGAGAAAAUAGCUCUCAUGCUGCCACGAUCUUUGCGCCGUGUGUUGAAGCCAAAAGCCUCCCCGCCUAAAGCUUAUUUACGAACUGCAGCUAGCGCUUCCUCUCGUAGAGAUGUGGGGACAAGCAAUGUUGUUCAUGUUAAAGUAUCAUCCUCUUAGCAUAGGACCCAAGUUAUGUGUAGAUGGAGGAAAGCUAGAAUAUAUUCCUUUUCAUUGGAUUCGUAGAUUCUGGCUCUCAGUGAGCCAAAAGUCACUCCCCUGCUGCGUCAGUGAUGUUUCUACUGUGAAGCACAACAUAAGUGUGAACAGGUGUGGUUUACCAAUUAAGUCAGAAAGCUCAACAAGUCUUUGAUGUGUAAUGGAAGUUGUGGAGUAAGAAUAUCGCGAUUGACUUUCUGAAA
This is a messenger RNA of Physcomitrium patens, 1627 nucleotides long. Lineage: Eukaryota; Viridiplantae; Streptophyta; Bryopsida; Funariales; Funariaceae. The record is from RefSeq and is a predicted model, not a curated record.